AUGUCCAACAAUCCUCCCCCAUCAAUCUCCGUCACACUCGCUAUCACACCGCCAAAGUUUCCCUUCGACCCCAGCCCGCCACCGACGAUCACCCUAACAGCUGUUUCACACUACCAUGAACCAAUCACAAUCUUUACUCAAUCCACAAUAUUCAACCUCGAUCUCAGCCAGCGUCGCAGCAACUUUAUCUGUCACGAUAUCACGACAGCAGACACUAAAUCGCUGCGCCUAGAUGUCACCAAAGGUGGGAAGCGCCCAGCCUUCAAUCGCGAGUCGGGUGGAUCCGAUGAUCGCUUUUUCGUUACAUUAGACCCUGAGACACCAACUGAGUUCCAGGAAGCGUUUCGCCUGUCAAAGAGAUCAGGAGAUCAAAAUUCGCUUGAAAGCGGACAUCGAUAUUGGUUUGGGAUAAAGGAGGGUGAGGUAGUGUCCUGGUGGAGGGUUGGAAAGAAAGCAGAGGUGAUGGCGCCCCCAGGUGAACGGGCUUCGCUGGGGGAGGCAAGCGGGGGGCCUAUUGCUCUAAAAGUGGAGGGGUUGGAGUUUGAGGUGAUAUAA
This is a messenger RNA of Penicillium samsonianum, 555 nucleotides long. RefSeq lists its product as uncharacterized. The coding region runs from base 1 to 555 and encodes 184 amino acids. The record is from RefSeq and is a predicted model, not a curated record. Lineage: Eukaryota; Fungi; Ascomycota; Eurotiomycetes; Eurotiales; Aspergillaceae. The transcript has a single exon.